UUUCCCCAUGUCCACGGUACUUCGCAGAAAAUGACGGUACUUCGCACCAACAAGGACCAUGAUUCGGACACAUCUCAUCAACAAGGGACAUGAGAUCUGGCAGUCUCCAUCUCCAUCGCUGGCAGUCUGCUCUCCACGCCAUGAAGCACAGCUGGUGGGUUGAUGUGCGUUGUCAUGCACGCUGGAUACUGCCGGUGGAAUGGGGGAUUUGGAGGCCGCGCUUUUGCGACUUUCAAGCUGCGAGCCCCAGUUUGGACGCAGACCUCAUGAUGAUUUGCUAUGACAAGGCAGUACCUCGGUCCGUGGUGCUCUUCGACCGCUUGGAGGACGGAUGCAGUCCACGACAACCGUGGCUUCCAUGUGACCCUUUGGUGCUGUGGGCGCGAAGUGUCCUGGGUCCGCCUGCGUGAUCGACAUUGCAGAGAUGCUCUUUAUGCCUUGCUUCGCCAAGCAAAGGCCAAAAAGGAACGCAGCUCGGUGGGUUCCCUGCGAGAGCUUCAACUCAGUCAAAAAGAGACAGAGCUUGCCAGCCGAGAGGCACGGCUGCAGGAAAGGGAACGCGCUGUACAAGUGGAGGAGACUCGAUGUCCAUCGUUCGAGAGUUCCAGCAGCGAGGAGGAACCCUUUGGGUCCACUGUGGUGCUGGAUUGGCCCUUAUCUCGUUCAGAGAAGCACCUGCGCUUGGUGAACGCCUUGGACAGACAGCGCAUCGCGGAGGUCGCCUGCGAACGUGCCAAGCGCGUCCACGCGCAGCGCUCUGCAGUGCACCGCCGCUUCAGCGCCCCCCACUGAGAGCACCGCUGAAGACCAGAGGGGCCAUGCGACGGGCCAUGCGACGAGGUCGGGAAACGACCCGCUGAACGGCCAGUUCAAGUUUGUUUCUGAUUUGGGCAUUUGGCUCGGCUAUUUGGGCUAAGCUUUGCGGCCGCUGCAGCUUCGCAGCCUGCAUGAUCCCUCAUCAAAAUUUGAGACGCCGACGGUCUGACAGGUGCGCAUGCUAGAGCCUUUUGGCCAUGAC
Molecule: messenger RNA, 1018 nt
Organism: Durusdinium trenchii
Lineage: Eukaryota; Dinophyceae; Suessiales; Symbiodiniaceae
Source: the annotation of a GenBank genome assembly